CGGUCACACUCACCAGCCUCCAAACUGCGAAUUCGAGUUUUCGCUUGCAAUUUUCGUUUUUUUGUUUUAAGUUUACGACGCAUGCUGUGAUUGCUCGACGGCUGGCUAAGAGAUCUGCAAAGUGCCUGGAUAAGCAGCGAUCUGGAGCACCUGGCGAUGGAUCAGGAUAACAGCGCGCAGGCGAAUAACUUCGAAGGUUCAGGGGACGCCGGUCUCAAAAUGGCGUCUGCGAAUUCCGAAUCGUUGGCGUCGGCAACACACGAGCUGAAAAUAAUGGAUGUCGAGGGCGGCGCGACGGUGGCGGUGGAUCCUGUCGAGGAACCGGAUGCCGCCAUGGUCAUCCUGGUGGACGACGACGAGGGCGAGGCGGUGAUGGACGUGGAUGAGGACGAACAGCCAAUGCUGGAUGAUGCGGGCCUCGACGAUGUGGACGACGACCAUGUUCCCAUGGUGGCGGAACUGCAGUCCGCUCUGAACAACCCAGAUGACAAACCGGAAGGCGAUGACCCCCUCCUGGAAGAUCCGGAUCGAGAGCCCGACACCAUGUCCACCAAAACCGAACCCUCGAGCGAUGGGGAGAGCAACCACUCGUAUCACGAUCCCAUGGGCCUGCUGGAGCGAAUCGACAACCAGGACGGGGGAGACAGCCAGGACGACGACGAGGACUUCAGUGUCGACGAGGGCAGCAAUGGAGGCGGCAACGGAUCGAUGCGCCGCAAGAUGCCACGCUCGCAGCGCUGGCUCAUCUGGAUGAGGCGCUGGCCCUGGAUCCUCCACGAGCCCACCGACGGCACCUUCGCCUUCUGUCUCUACUGCAACAUGAACAUCAACGUUAACAACCGCUCCAGGCACAUCAACCAGCACAACAUGUCGCUGUACCACCAGGAACGCGAGGCCAACUAUCUGGCCUUCAAGAAGAGCGAGGAGCAGACUCGGGGAGCGACCAGUGACAACGAGGUGAAGCAUGAGUUCGGCACCAAGAGCUAUGUUGCCGCCAUGAAGCAGAAGCGUGUCUCCGAGAUCGAGGCCUUUAACAACUUCAACUGGUUGCGCUGGCUUCGAUUGCAUCCUUGGCUGGAGCGCGCCCAGCCUGGUGGAACCAUUGGCAUUUGUCGCGUUUGCAACGUGCGCAUGAACGUGGAGUUUGUCUAUCUGCGGAAGCGCCAUGAGACCACCAAGGGUCAUAUGGAGGCCCUGCGCAACCAGGAAACCGAGAAGCCGGGUCGCAAGCGAAAGAGGAGCAAGAGCUCUAGCGAAUCCAUCGGUGUCGAGGAGGAGGCUGAGGCGGAGAAAGAGAAGGAAUCUGAGCCGGAGGAGCCACAGGAUACCGCCGUGGUGAUGAUGAACGGCGAUAUAAACACUGACGAGGACCCCAGCAAGUGGUGUGAGCUGAUUCCGGACACAAAUCCACAGCAGUGCCGAUGCACGCUCUGCGACUGUACGAUGGGCAUCACUAGCUACCUACGGCACUGCAAAACCAGGCUGCACUGCCAAAAGCAAUUGGCACCCGCCGAAAAGGGUUCCCCCGAUGUCCGCGGCGUUUGGGCUGUGUUUGCCGAGAUGCAUCCCUGGUUGAUCGCCGAUCCUGAUGACCCUAGUAUUAGCUACUGCAGCGUCUGCCGCAAGCGGUUCAUGUAUGGAAACUCGGAGAUCAAGCGCAAGAACCACGAGAAGUCCGAAAAGCACACCUCGGCAGUGGCCGCCGCGAAGGCAGUUAUCGAAGCUGGAUUGGCAGAGGCCAAAGAAAAGGAAAAAGGGGGUGAUGACGAAGCUGAAGCUGAAGAAGAGGAAGCUGAGGAGGAGGUGGCCGCUAGUGAGACACCACAGACAGAGGCUCGUUCGGACAGCGAGGGCUCCGAAGAUAAUGACGAUGACAAUUGGUCGGAGACAGUGAAAGGCGGAAAGGGCCUCUCUGCCAAAAGCGCUAUGGAGCCCCGAAAGGCCAAGGGCCGCGCAGGUGUGCGCUUCUACCCGUGGCUCUGCUACUCCAAGGAUCGGAAGACACAGAUUUGCAAGUUCUGCCGCGUUCGCUUUCACAACGAAUCAGCUAAGGCAAGGCACGAAUACAGCGCUCGGCAUGUCAAGCUUGUAAAGCAGUUCAAGGCACGCCAGGCGAAACAGCCACAGGGCUCCAUGAAGCAGACUAGAAACAAGCGACAGGAAGAGGAAGAGGAACAGGUGGCACCCGAACAGGAAGAGGAAGAAGAGGAGGAGGACCAGGAAGAGGAGGAGGAGGAAGAUGAGGAUGACCAGAGCAACACUGACUCUGGUACCGUGCUGACAAGAAAGCCGGCUCGAAGCGCCGCCAAACUGUUCGUCAAGCCCAUUCCGGCUACCAUGAAGGGCAAGGUAAUGGUGUGGAAGGGCCGCUUCCCGUGGCUCUCCUACAAGAAGAGCGAGCAGCGUGGCAACUAUGCCUGGUGCAAGCUCUGCGAGGUGUCCCUCUACCUGCCCUCCUCCAAGUGGGCUUCCAAGCAUCAGAGGACUUCCAAACACAUUCGCCUCCGCAUCGAUCGGAAGCGCAAUGGUGGCAAACCACCGUCUGCGUCUGCGGUCAAGAAUCCAGGUGAAAUCUCCGCCGUUGUGGCGACAGCUACGGCUUUGGCCAGCGGCGAGGCUAGACAGAAGGCGGCCAUGGCAGAGCUGCAGGCCAAGUACAGCUGGCUGGAUCCUGAUGCCAAUGACGAGAACCACUGCCACUGCCGUGUUUGCGAUACGCGGCUGCCGAUCAAGGUCUUCUAUCUGCGCCAGCACGACGCUUCGCGCAAGCACGCCGAUAGUGUGGAGCGGCAUCGGGCCAACGAAACCGCUGCCGCCCAUGCACCAUCCGUUAGCACCACUUCCACUGCUGAGGCGGAGAGGCAGGAGUCUGGCCUGGACAAGGAAAGCGACGGCGACAUGAGUGUUAGAUCCGAUGGCAGCACAGCGGAGCCGCCAGCAAAACGAGCGCGACGCUCAAUGGAGGUUCGACGUAUACUGCGCGCCCUGCGCGACUCUAUGGGCAAGCGGCAAGAGGAGCGCUCCCAGAUGGACAUGGCCAAGGAUAUGAUUUGCUCUUCGUUCGAUAUUGUUACGCGCCUGCGAACUCUGGAGCGGGAGUCGGCCGCUCUUAACGAUUCUACGGCGCAGGCGCCGGCGGCGAAGGUGGCACCAGUCCAGCCACCAGAGCCCCGUCAUGUUUUGGAUCUCUUCUUCGAUAGCAUCGCGCCGACCAUGAAAGCCCUGCCGGCCGAUUUAGCUGCAGAGGGCAAGGCCAAAAUCAUGCAGCUCGUGUGCGGCUUGGAGGUUAGAGCCAUGCAAAGGAACUCGGCAGCACCUUCUUCCACAUCGUCUUCUACAGCUAGUACAACUGCUCCUUUCGCAACUUCUCCUGCUUCUGCUCCUGUUCCUGCUCCGGCUCCUGUUCCAGCCCCUGCUCCUGUUUCCGCUUCUGCUUCGGCUCCUCCUACUGCGGCUCCCCCAGCUCCAGCUCCCGCUGUUUCAACUGCUCCUGCUGAUGCAGAAUUGCAUUCCAAUGUUAUCACAAUCCAAGACGAUGACAACAGUGUUCAAACCAAUAACAACGAAGUGGAGAAAAAUCCAGCAGGCGGCAUUUCCUCUACCCACGUGACCAUCAAUGGAAAUCAAAAAGAACUGCCUGAGAAUAUACGACGAAUGCUAAGUUCCUCCCAAGUGCAGGUGACCAACCGUUUCGACACGGAUGCAGUGCGUUGUGUGCCGCUCGACAAGCUAACAACACAGAGUCGGAACAACGGAAACGGGCGACUCAGUCAAGGGGGCUCCUCGGAGGCACCAUCAACCCCACAGGCGGACCUCAUUACCAAUGGAAAUACUCUGGCCAUGCUCAGACAGAUACGGGUGAACAAUAACAGCAGUUCGAAGAUGAUCACCAUCACACCCAAGACAACCAUGCAUCAGCCACAAGCAAACCUAACAUCGACGCCCAUUAUGCGGGGUGCCCCGAACGCCAACGGCGCCCAGAUGGCAACGUUCCGGUCUCUGGUAAACCCCAACCGUAGGCCAUAAAGCUCGUUAGAAAUAAGCAUCAUAUAUAGCUAUAGUUUUUUGUCAUUGUCAUUUAUUUAAAUAUUCGCCUCAAUCAGUUAAUAUUGUAUGUUAAAGAUGAAUACUUGCAAGCAAGGUAAAUAUUUCAAAUUAAGAUUGACCGAUCCUGUUGAGGUGCGAGGACUAAGGAUUUCCUUCAUAAUCAUAAGAACAAACUUCCCACAUUUGCCCCCUGAAAGUUGAAUCUGUUUUCCCCCGAAAGAUGUACGUUUAUAACGACGUUUUGACUCGGAAAGUUUUUUCUGCACCAGUAAAAUAUAUAUUUUUUUUUUGCUUAAGCACAUUAUAAAUUGGAUUGAUUUAAGGUUAACAGACUCCCAAGUCAUACCCAAAUAUAUAUAAACUGUAUGGUCUUUUAA
Molecule: messenger RNA, 4424 nt
Organism: Drosophila biarmipes
Lineage: Eukaryota; Metazoa; Arthropoda; Insecta; Diptera; Drosophilidae
Gene: Su(var)3-7
Product: protein suppressor of variegation 3-7
Exons: 5
Coding region: 157-4026 (1289 amino acids)
Cellular component (GO): cytoplasm
Molecular function (GO): DNA binding
Source: RefSeq, a predicted model, not a curated record